Molecule: messenger RNA, 1817 nt
Organism: Colias croceus (clouded yellow)
Lineage: Eukaryota; Metazoa; Arthropoda; Insecta; Lepidoptera; Pieridae
Gene: dare
Product: NADPH:adrenodoxin oxidoreductase, mitochondrial
Exons: 4
Coding region: 214-1632 (472 amino acids)
Biological process (GO): ubiquinone biosynthetic process
Cellular component (GO): mitochondrion
Source: RefSeq, a predicted model, not a curated record
CAAAGUGACGUUCUAUGUAAUUUAUUUGGACAGAUGUGUUAAAGUUUAUUUACAUAUUAUUUUUUACGAGUUUAUGUUAAUUUGUAAGUGUGAAGUUCAUUUAACGUGAAUAAACUCUACUGCAUUACCAUCGUACAAGGGAUUGUAAUAAAUUUACUCAAGGAAUUAUGAAUGAUAUAGCGCUUAGAUAAGAGCAGCUCUUAUAUUUUUACAAUGUUCAGAACUUCGAUGAAUAAAACUGUAAGGUUUGCUGUACGGCAGCUAUGCUCUACGAGUCAUGUUCCUCAUGUAUGUGUCGUGGGCGCUGGGCCGGCUGGAUUUUAUGCUGCUAUGCACUUAGCCAAGAAUAUAAAUUCAAUCAAAAUUGACAUCAUAGAAAAGUUGCCAGUUCCAUUUGGAUUAGUUAGAUACGGAGUUGCUCCUGAUCAUCCAGAAGUUAAAAAUUGUAUAAAUCAAUUUACCAAAUUAGCCAAGCAAAAGAACAUAAACUUUUAUGGAAAUAUAACCUUAGGGCAAGAUAUUACAUUAAGUAAAUUGAGGCAACAUUAUGACGCUAUUUUGCUAACAUAUGGUGCUGAAGAAGACCGCACUUUAAGUAUAGAGAAUGAAACUGCUAGAAACAUUAUUGCAGCACGCAAUUUUGUGGGAUGGUAUAACGGACAUCCUCGAGACAAAAAUUUAAAAGUUGAUUUAUCAGGAAAUAAGGCAGCUAUAAUUGGACAAGGCAAUGUUGCUCUAGAUGUAGCUAGAAUUCUUCUAUCGCCUAUUGAUCAAUUGAAAAAAACUGACAUUACUGAAUAUGCUCUGCAAGCAAUAUCUGAAUCAAAGAUUAAUGAGCUAUAUCUAGUUGGACGAAGAGGCCCUCUGCAAGUUGCAUUUACAAUCAAAGAAUUAAGAGAGCAACUUAAAUUAAAAAAUUGUCAAACAAUUUGGAGAGAAAAUGACUUCAUUGGAGUAGAGGAUGUAGUAAAUAAUCUUCAAAGACCUCGAAAACGGUUAACAGAGUUAAUGUUGAAAUCACUUAAAGAACAAAAAUCCCAGACUUGUAGUGCACAUGAAAAAACAUUUAGACCAAUAUUUUUUAGAAGUCCAAAUAAAUUUUUAGUUAAUAAUGGUAGUGUAAGUGGAAUAGAGCUCACCUGUAACAAAUUAGUUGGCGAUAAACUUGAAGAUCAGAAAUGUGUUGCAACUGAGGAUAAAGAAAUCUUAAAUUGCAAUCUUGUAUUUCGAAGUAUUGGUUAUAAAAGUAUAAAGGCUGAUGAAGCUUUAGUAUUUAAUUCGAGUGGAUGUGUUAGUAAUGAGAAUGGUAGAGUAAUAGAAGAUCACACUACAGAAGAACUAGCAAAAUUAUAUGUUGCAGGAUGGUUAGGUACUGGACCUGCUGGGGUUAUUAUACACACAAUGAGUAAUGCAUUUCAAGUUGCCAAGAAUAUAUGCAGUGAUUUACAAACUGGGACUGGUUCUCAUAGGGAUGGAUUUGAUGGUGUAAGAAAACAUUUAAAUAUUCCCAUAGUAGAUUGGAAUGGAUGGGAAAAAAUUGAUAAAUAUGAAGUAGAUCAGGGUAAAAAGUCUGAUAAACCUAGAGAAAAGGUAACAUGCAUAAACAAAAUGCUUGACAUUGCUACAAAAUGAUUAAUCCAAUAAAAUCUUCUGGUUUUAUAACCAAAAUGUAUUAUAAUUUAAGCAUAACUUAUGUAUAAACUUUGUUGUAAUGGGUGAAAUUGUUUAUUUUUUUAUACAUUAUUUGAGACAAACAAAAAUAUAGAAAAUUUAAGAGUAUUUUUGUUACUAUAUUAAAAAAUGUUAUAUAUUUUUAA